Molecule: messenger RNA, 1908 nt
Organism: Cyphellophora attinorum
Lineage: Eukaryota; Fungi; Ascomycota; Eurotiomycetes; Chaetothyriales; Cyphellophoraceae
Product: DNA damage-inducible protein 1
Exons: 4
Coding region: 1-1908 (635 amino acids)
Biological process (GO): proteolysis
Cellular component (GO): membrane
Molecular function (GO): protein binding; aspartic-type endopeptidase activity
Source: RefSeq, a predicted model, not a curated record
AUGGACGGCCCCGAGCCAGAGACGACGCCCUUCGACGCCAUCCAGCUGCAGGGCAACAAGCUCGUACGGAUCUACCAAUCCUACCUCGACGCCUCAACCCCCUACACCCCGCACCGCUGGGGCGUCACCAUCCUCCUCCUAACCGCCUUCUUCGUCCGCAUCCUCCUCGUCCAAGGCUGGUACAUCGUCGCCUACUGCCUCGGUAUCUACCUCCUCAACCUCUUCCUCGCCUUCCUCCAGCCCAAAUUCGACCCUUCCCUGAACCUCGAGUCCACUGAAGAUGAGGGUUUGGAGGGUGGGCAAAGCAGUCUGCCAACGAAAGCGGACGAGGAGUUUCGACCGUUUAUCAGGCGGUUGCCGGAGUUUAAGUUCUGGCAUAGUGCGACAAGGGCGGUGGUGAUUGGGCUGUUUUGUACGUUUUUUGAGAUUUUUAAUCUGCCGGUUUUCUGGCCUGUGUUGGUGGUUUAUUGGUUGAUUUUGCUGGUUUUGACUAUGAGGAGACAGCUUCAGCAUAUGAUCAAGUAUCGGUAUGUGCCCUUCAGUUUUGGGAAGGCGAAAUAUGGUGCGAAGCUGCUCAUGAUAUCCGUCAUCUUCUCGAACGUCCAACUCAACUUCCCUGACUCGGGGCUCCUCACACUCGAUGUCCCACCAGAUCUCACACUCCAAGACCUCCGAGCACUGAUCGAGAGCGAGACAGGUGCGCCAGCCCAGAUUCAGACACUCGAAAGAGAGGGUCAAGCUCUACAAGACGCUAGCCAGACGUUGCGUCAACUUGGCAUUAAUCACAAUGACAUACUGGGUCUACGUGUAACACGGCCGCAACAGCCUCAGCAAGGUGGUCAACCACGAGCACCAAAUCCAGCUGCAAGACAGGCAUCGGAACAACUUCGUCAACAGCUACUGACCAACCCGGCUAUGCAAGGACAGGUCCGCCAAGUAGCACCCGAAUUGGUCGAAGCCAUCGCAGAUCCUGCUCGGUUUGAGCGGCUAUUCACAGAGCGGGAGCGCCGGGUGCGGGAAGAGCAGAGACGAGCCCAGGAGGAAAUCGAUAGACUCGACAACGACACCAACAAUCCCGACUCUCAAGCAGAAAUCCUACGACGUAUCAGACAGCAGGUGAUUGCAAAGAACCAAGAAGAGGCUUUUGAACAGAAUCCAGAGUCAUUCGGUACCGUCACAAUGCUGUACAUCGAUGUCCUGAUAAACGGAGUACCCAUCAAGGCAUUUGUCGAUUCAGGCGCACAGAAGACCAUCAUGAGUCCCAGUGCAGCGGAAAAGUGCGGCGUUUCACAUUUGAUUGACGAAAAAUGGGGCGGCAUUGCACGAGGCGUUGGUACAGCAAAGAUCCUCGGACGAGUACAUCAUGCGAUCAUGCAGUUUGGCGACUACGAGGCUCCGGCAAGCUUCAUGGUCAUGGAGGGAAAGGACGUCGAGCUACUGCUGGGUCUCGAUAUGCUGAAGCGCCAUCAGAUGUGUAUCGACUUGCAGGAGAAUUGUCUGAAAGUACUGGGCACCAAGAUCGAAUUUCUACCAGAGCAUCAACUGCCGAAGAUGAUGGACAACAUUCUGGAGAACGAGCCGAAAGUAGCAGGUCCGGGGGGCUCAACAAUCGGUACAGAGACCGGCACCAUACUGCCUCCUGGACACUCAGCCAAUACGUCUUCGAAAUCACCGGCCGCUGCAUCAGGGUCUGCCCCACAUGCGGCAUCAUCAUCGUCAGCACAAAAUCCAUCACAACCGCAGACUCAGACUCAGUCACAAAGGCCGGCCCAGCGCUCAAAUCAGAUCACUGAAGAAAAGAUCAACACGGUGAUGCAGCAUGGCAGCUGCGAUCGUGCCCAAGCCGUUGCACUGUUGGAGGCAGCAGGAGGCAAUCCUGAACUUGCUCUUGGACUGCUGUUCAAUUAG